AUGGGCGGUAAUUCUAGCAAAAUAGAGAAACAGGAAUAUCUAGACGUCCAGUCAGUCGUAAGCUCCUAUGAGGAGGAUUGUGGACGCGACCCAUUUCUUCAGCAAUUCAAUUCGAGGCUCCAACAAGACACCAAUGAAUUCAUCAAUACAGUCAAGGGUCGGUCACUCUGUAUGGACUCGAUAGGAAAGUUCUCAGACUACCUCUACAAAACCGAUCAAGAAGCGGCCAAUUUUAUUCUCAAAACCAAUAGCGACAUAUUGAAGAAUGCAGAGCUGUACGAUUAUGUGAAGGACUACUUCGAUAACAGUCAAAGGACUUUGAAACUAUGUAAUGCUCUCGAGGCUUGCCUCCGUCGUACCAGAGACAGCCAAUUGAAGAUUGUAGUCGCUAUAGAGAAAUUUGAGGAAGAAGAGAAGAAAUUAUCAGGGUUGGAUGGGAAGGAGGAAAACGCUUCCAAGACGGCCGACUUAUUGAAGGCUUUCAAAACUGCUGGUGACCCAUAUACAGAAGAGUUCUUCACGUUGUUUGACUCUGUUCAGAAAGAGCAAAAGACAGCGUUAAUGAAAUUGGAAACUAAGAAGAGUCAGCUUGAUAAAAAGUUGAUGAAAGCCAGUGAUGGGAGGACUCUAACGAAUGUAAUUUUUGGUGUGACCUAUGCUUCUUUUCUGGUAUGUUGUGUUCUGGUGAUGAGAAUUGUUGCACCGCCUUUAGCGAAGAAGUUAGCUCCUAAAGCUGAGGAAAAGUGGGAGACCGUUCAUAACUGGAUCAAGUAUGAUGAGCUGAAAGCACAGAUGGAUUUAAUAAGUUCAUUGACGGGUUACACUCAGACAGGAAUCUGGCAGCUGGACACCAUUCGAGUACAAGUGGACAGUUUGAAAACUGAGAUUCAGUCACUGUUGACUAAUACUGAUACAGCUCUUGGUGAUGGUGAGAAGGUUGUGAAGCUGGCUAUGGUUAAGAUCAAGGAGGACCUGAUCAAUUUUUUGAAAAAAAUUGACGAAUUGAAUAAGAGUACUGAGAAGCUCAAGAGUGUUACAAUGAAGAAGAGGAAUCAGAUCACAGAGAAGAUUGAUGCAUUGCCAGGGCAAGUGAAGAAAUAACACCGGUACCUUGGUAUGUAUGCCUUACUGUACUUAUGAGCAUUGUGAUAUGGUCCAAUUUACUUAAUAUUUACCGUUUAUCAAGAUUAAUUUAUAGGUUUACCAUUCCCUUAAAAUCCAAAAAAAAAAAAAAUAAAUAAAUAAAUAAAAUAAUUUAUAGGAUGAGUUUUAUUGGUGUAAUUUAUAGGAUGAGUUUUAUUGUGAGCCAGGAGGCCUAGUGGCCGGAUGUAGAUUCUUGCCUUACAAUUUUACAUUAACAUAACAUUGAAAUGCUAAUAUGAAAAAGCUAAUAUGGCGAGGGAUGUUCAUUCAAGCAUGGGCUAGGGGGGCACAUAAUGCUAGCCCAUUACUAUUUUCUACUUUUUAUACACAUGGUUUUAUUAAAUUAUAAAAAAAAAAUGCACUCCUAAAUUUUUUUAUUUUUUUUUUUCCUAGUUGGUACUCAUACACAUUUGUCUCUUCUGAGACUUGAACCCCUAACUUCCCUUUGGAAAGUAAAAGAUUGAUACCACUAGGCCACUGGCCCAUUGGUUAAAUUUUUUUAUUUCAAGGCUACCCCUGUGAGUCAUGCUAGCAUAUUAAUUUAAUUUUAUUUAUUUUAUUAUUAUUAUUAUUAUUAUUAUUAUUAUUAUUUUACAUUUUAUGCCUGUAGUUUAUUAAUGCUAAUUUACGGUGAACCAUGGGUCAUGUCUCCCCACCUCAUUUAUCAUGCUGAUUUACUAAUUUACCCUAUAUAUUAGUAUUAGAAACCUUAAGGCUUCAUUUGGAUUGAGUGAUUUGAAAAGAAAAAGAAAAGAAAGGGUAGUGGAAAUGGUGUUUGGAUAUCUUUAAGUGGAGACAAAAGAAAUGAUUGAAAGGGAUUUGGAGAGAGAGAGCUAUAUAUCCCUUUGAA
This is a messenger RNA of Cornus florida, 1993 nucleotides long. RefSeq names its product UPF0496 protein 1-like. The coding region runs from base 1 to 1101 and encodes 366 amino acids. Lineage: Eukaryota; Viridiplantae; Streptophyta; Magnoliopsida; Cornales; Cornaceae. The transcript has a single exon. The record is from RefSeq and is a predicted model, not a curated record.